This is a messenger RNA of Lathyrus sativus (Indian pea), 4044 nucleotides long. The record is from the annotation of a GenBank genome assembly. NCBI's taxonomy places the organism in Eukaryota, Viridiplantae, Streptophyta, Magnoliopsida, Fabales, Fabaceae.
AUGGAGGGAAUUACUGAAGAUGAAGUGAUAGAUGUUGAGAGUGCUUCUGAUGGUUCUGUAAAUGACGAUUCAGAAAACGAGGGAUCUCUGCCUUCUGAAGUCGAUGACGAACUGCAUCUUGAGGAACCUCUAACUGAGGCGGAAAUAGAAGACCUUAUUUCUGAGCUGUUGGAAGUGGAGAGUAAGGCUGCGGAGGCCCAAGAAACUCUUGAAGAAGAAUCUCUUGCUAAAGUGGAGAGUGAAGUUAGACAAGAAUUGAAGCAAACUCUACAGGGGGAUGAUCUGGAAACUGCUGUUGCUGAUGAGAUGGCUACUUUUAAAGACGAGUGGGAAGCUGUUCUGGAUGACCUUGAAACUGAAAGUUCCCACUUACUGGAACAACUUGAUGGGGCUGGAAUUGAGCUCCCAAGCCUUUAUAAGUUGAUUGAAAGAGACGCUCCAAAUGUUUGUCGCACUGAAGCAUGGAAAAAGCGGAAUCAUUGGGUUGGGUCUCAGGCAACUAGUGAAAUUGCUACAUCAGUUUCUGACGCUGAGAAAUAUCUACAAAUAAACAGACCUGUUAGAAGGCGCCAUGGAAAAUUAUUGGAAGAGGGUGCUAGCGGCUUUCUCCAAAAAAAAAUUUCUCCGGAAACCCAGGAACCUGGAAAAAAAGAAACCGAGGGGGACUGGGAUGCAUUCAAUAAAAUAAUUUCUGAUGGGAGUGGUAUUGAUGCUUCAUUUGGAAGUAAGACCUGGGCUUCUGUUUACUUGGCCAGUACUCCACAGCAAGCUGCCUUAAUGGGACUCGAAUUUCCUGGAGUCCAUGAGGUGGAGGAAAUUGAUGACGUUGAUGGCAAUUCUAUGGAUCCAUUUGUUGCAGCAGCCGUUGCAAAUGAAAGAGAAUUAGAACUUUCUGAAGAGCAAACUCGACAUUUUAAAAAGGUCAAUGAAGAGGAUGAUGCAAUUGUUGAUAGGAAGCUUCAAAUACGUUUGAAACAUAGGAGGCAUCAAAAGAAAAGUAAACUGCGAGAAACAAGCACACCUAUCGAGUUGAUGGAGAGCCAUGUACAGAAGCCUUCAUCCGUCAAUCAAUUUAAUCCUGAUAUGAAGGAAGGAUCUCGAGUUGAAGGGGAAGUUGUGUAUGACAAUAACAAGGUUGAACAUUUGAAUAUGGAGGCUGAUAAAAUUAAAGGUUUUGAUGCCAGCUUUCAUCUUGACAAUGAAACGCGUGUGGGAGAGGAUAAUUUGUCAGAUCCUCCCAAAUCUUCAUUGGGUGAUGUUAUUGAACAGAGAGGAACCAAGCGUCCAAAUGAUGGUGAGCUUGAUGCUGAUAACAAGAAGUACCGGACUGAUAUCAUCAUCAGCGACGAUGAUAUACCCGUUUCCAGUUCUGGCAGUAGUGAUUCAGAUAGUUCAGACGAUUCAGAUGAUUCAGAUUCAGAUUCAGAUUCAGAGAUAGCGCCGGUUACAAUAAGUACUAAACGAAGACGCAAAAAAAAGAUUAGGAGGAUACUUGAUGACACUGAAUUAGGAGAAGAGACAAAAAAGAAAAUAGCCAUUGAAAAGGAACGUCAAGAACGCCUGGAAUCUUUGAGAGUACAGUUUUCUGCUUCAUCAUUUGACAAAAGCUCGGCUGGCUGUAAUGGAAGUUCAUCUGAAGGUGCAAGCGUUGAAAUUCUUGGUGAUGCACUGGCAGGUUAUAUAGUCAAUGUUGUGAGAGAAAAAGGUGAAGAAGCGGUUAGAAUACCACCGAGCAUUUCAGCUAAGCUGAAGACCCAUCAGAUUGCUGGAAUAAGAUUCAUGUGGGAAAAUAUAAUACAGUCAAUCAGGAAAGUUAAGUCUGGAGAUAAAGGUCUAGGGUGUAUUCUAGCUCAUACCAUGGGUCUUGGUAAAACAUUUCAGGUCAUAGCUUUCUUGUAUACGGCAAUGAGAGGUGUUGAUUUGGGUUUAAGAACUGCACUUAUAGUCACACCUGUCAAUGUGCUACAUAAUUGGCGGAUGGAGUUCAUCAAAUGGGCACCAUCAGAAUUAAAGCGACUCAAGGUCUUCAUGCUGGAAGAUGUAUCAAGAGAUAGGAGGGCACAAUUGCUUGCAAAAUGGAGAGCAAAAGGUGGUGUAUUCUUAAUUGGCUAUACCGCUUUCCGGAAUUUGUCUUUUGGAAAGAACGCGAAAGACCGGGAGACAGCCAGAGAAAUUUGCCAUGCUUUGCAGGACGGCCCGGACAUUCUUGUGUGUGACGAAGCCCAUAUCAUAAAAAAUACUAAGGCUGAAGUUACUCAUGCCUUAAAACAAGUGAAGUGCCAGAGAAGAAUUGCGCUUACAGGAUCACCUCUUCAAAAUAAUCUCAUGGAAUAUUAUUGUAUGGUUGAUUUUGUACGAGAAGGUUUUCUUGGAAGCAGCCAUGAAUUUAGAAAUCGCUUCCAAAAUCCUAUAGAGAAUGGUCAACACACUAAUUCCACUCUGACUGAUGUAAAAAUUAUGAACCAAAGGUCUCACAUCCUCUAUGAAGAAUUAAAAGGCUUUGUCCAAAGAAUGGACAUGAAUGUUGUGAAGAAAGACCUACCGCCCAAAACUGUUUUCGUGUUAACAGUCAAGCUUUCUCCCUUACAAAGAAAAUUGUACAAGAGAUUCCUUGAUGUGCACGGGUUCACUGAUGUUAGGGAAAAUCAUGAAAAGUUAAGAAAGAGGAGUUUUUUUGCUGGGUACCAGGCAUUGGCUCGGAUAUGGAACCACCCUGGGAUCUUGCAAUUGACAAAAGAAGACAAGGACUGUGUAAGACCUGAAGAUGCUGUCGAGAAUUUCCUUGUUGAUGAUAUCUCAAGUGAUGAAAAUUCCGAUUCUAAUGUACUUGCUGGAGAGAAAUUGAAGCAAACAAAUGAUUUGCUGCAAAAGAAGGAUGGUGAUGGCUUCUUCAUAAAGGGCUGGUGGAAAGAUAUUCUUCAUGGAAAAAUUUAUAAAGAGCUUGAUCAAAGUGGCAAAAUGGUUUUGCUAAUUGAUAUACUUACGAUGAGUUCUGAUGUGGGUGAUAAGGUGCUGGUUUUUAGUCAGAGCAUACCAACCCUAGACCUCAUAGAACUUUAUCUCUCAAGACUACCACGACGUGGCAAACGAGGGAAGUUGUGGAAGAAGGGAAAAGAUUGGUAUAGGCUGGAUGGAAGAACAGAGAGCUCAGAAAGACAGAAGCUUGUUGAGAGAUUUAACGAGCCUUUGAAUAAAAGGGUAAAAUGCACACUAAUUUCAACCAGAGCAGGCUCUUUGGGUAUUAAUCUUCAUGCAGCUAACCGCGUUGUUAUAGUUGAUGGUUCUUGGAAUCCAACAUAUGAUCUUCAGGCUAUAUAUCGAGCUUGGAGGUAUGGGCAGAAAAAGCCCGUGUUUGCUUAUCGGUUGCUGGCUCAUGGAACUAUGGAAGAGAAAAUAUACAAGCGACAGGUUACAAAAGAGGGGCUUGCUGCUAGAGUGGUAGAUCGACAACAGGUGCAUAGGACCAUGUCUAAAGAAGAAAUGCUGCAUCUCUUUGAGUUUGGUGACGAUGAGAAUCCUGAGACUUUGGCUGAACUAAGUAAAUAUGACGGGCUUACUUGUGAACAACAUAAUCCGAUUUUGGCUGGGGAUUCUCUAAAACAUACUGUACCACAUUCAAAUGGAAACGGCUAUUCUGACAAGUUAAUGGAAAGCUUAUUGGGCAAGCAUCAUCCCCGGUGGAUUGCCAAUUAUCAUUUACACGAAUCCCUGUUACAAGAAAACGAAGAGGAAAAACUGUCGAAAGAAGAGCAAGAUAUGGCUUGGGAGGUGUAUCGCAAAUCGCUGGAGUGGGAAGAAGUUCAGAGAGUACCACUUGGUGAGUCUGUGCCUGAUCAAAAGGAAGAAGUGCCAAAGGAAGAAGAACACAAUGAACCAGAAGAUUUCCUCAUUUCAACUAAGCUUAGGAAUCGUUUCACAACACGGCAAUGCACCAAUCUUGCACACUUGCUGACACUUAGAAGUCAGGGAAUAAGAUUUGGGAGCAGCACAGUCUGCGGCGAAUGUGCCAAGGAGAUAAGGUGGGAUAACUUAAAGAAGAAAUAG